Sturnus vulgaris (Common starling) is the source of this 4666-nucleotide messenger RNA. The record is from RefSeq and is a predicted model, not a curated record. NCBI's taxonomy places the organism in Eukaryota, Metazoa, Chordata, Aves, Passeriformes, Sturnidae.
CGGUCUGCGGGGCUUCGCACACGUGAAAUUUUCUGCAGUACGCUCGUUUUCUGCUCAGGGCCAUUAAACUUUGCGCGUAGUUUAUUCGCGGGAAGGGCAGGUGGCACAGACCCCGCCAGCUGCUGUGUUACUCCGUGCCCCCCUGACCGGCCUAGAAAUCGUCUCCCUCCUCAACAAUACUUGAUAGAAUGGCCUAAUUUUUUUCAGAAAUACAAGGCCUCGUUGUAGUUUACCAGAUGUUCUGCAAUUCCUUUGAGCAGUAGCAUGAGCAAUUUCUACUACAUCAUGAGGAAAACUGCGUUGUUAAGCGCAUCCUUCCACAUACCUACGUGCAGCACCCAUCUGCUUGUGUUCUCAAGUUAUUUACACUCGUAGAAACUCAGACUGAAGAAAGGGUAACUUUAAUUCUACCUUGUUGAUCAUUAAGUUCAAGCACAGGUUUUAAUGCGUUUUUCUGACCUACUUUUUUUUUUCUUUUAAAUCCAUCAACAAGAUCAAAAUGGCUCAACUUAGCACUCGAUCUUGAUUUCUUUCUUUAAUAGUUUAUAAGGGGAAAGUGUGAUUUUACAUCCAUUCUUAGAUUUUUACAGCUCAAGACACUCCCUGACAGUAUCUUUGCACAUCAUGGGCUGCAAGCAGGUACCUGCCAUGCUGCAGCCCCUCAGUGUCGUCAUUUGCAUUCUCUCAAGUUCCAGAUGUGCUCAGAGGCCUGUGUUGCAGCUGGAAUUUUUGUGCAUAGCUCUGUGGCUCCACUUUCAGGCAUAAAAUCACACAUCUAAUUACGCAAGCCAAAAAAUGUGGUUUUCUGCUCUUUCACUGCCAUCAGAAUGAGGCUUUGUACCUGGUCUCAUUUCCUCUGUGUGGCUUUUUCUCCUGAUUAUUGACUGCUAAUGAUUGCUCUCUAUGUAAAAAAUACCUGAAACUCCCAGAAGCUUUGAUUAUCCCUGCAAAACAUGAACAGAAUUAGGAGCAGUGGGAUGAGUGACUUCAUGGAAUAUUUUUCUGUUACAAAUGUUUGAAAAGAAAAGAAAAAAUCAGACGUGGCCCAUAGCAACAGCAGAUGAGGGCAAAAACAAUUCUGAAGCCUGUCUUCAGUGCCAUCAUGUUUUAAAAAAUGGCUGAAGAUGGCAAUGAGGAGAUUAUAUUUAUUUGGUGUGAGGACUGUGGGCAGUACCAUGAUUCAGAGUGUCCUGAGCUGGGCCCAGUGGUGACAGUCAAAGACUCCUUUGUAUUGAGCAGGGCAAGAUCAUCUCUGCCUUCUAAUUUGGAGAUAAGACAGCUGGAGGAUGGGACUGAGGGAGUGUUUGCUCUGACUCAGCUGGUGAAACGUACCCAGUUUGGCCCCUUUGAAUCCAAGAGAGUUCUCAAGCUGGAGGAAGAAUCAGUUUUUCCCCUGAAGGUGUUCCAGAAGGAAGGGCCCCUGGUGUAUUUUGACACCACAAACGAAGAUGAUUGCAACUGGAUGAUGAUGGUGCGUCCAGCCACCGAGUAUGAGCAUCAAAACUUAACUGCCUUCCAGCAUGACAAUGACAUUUACUUCACCACCUGCCAGGACAUCCCCCCGGGAACUGAGCUGCGAGUGUGGUAUGCAGCUUUUUACGCCAAAAAAAUGGAAAAGCCAGUGCUGAAGCAGGUCACUAGUGUUGCCAAUGAUACCUCCUUGGUGGCAAUGGAAUCUGAUAAAGAGGGGAAUAAUAAGGUCUCUUCAAAACCUUCAUCUGCUGUCUUACCCCAUAAAAAAAACAAGAAAUCCAGCAUACUAGCAGCUGAUCCAGCAGUGAACACUCCAGAAGGCAGUGGAACAGCAGAAGCAAAACCCAGCCAGUGGACCUGUAAAGUGUGUUCAUCUGCUUUCCAAGAGCCCCAGCUGCUGACAGAGCACUUGCUGAGUCACCUGGAACAAGCCAAAGGUGCCCCCCCAAGCAGCCAAAAUGAUGCUGAGAAAGGAGAGAAAGCAGCAGAGGCUGUGCCAGCAGAUCAACCAGUGGCAAGUGAUGCAGCCAGUGCCAGCACAGACUCAAGGAGAAAGGCCAGGAGGGGAAGGAAAGCCAAAACAGCAAAAGUAGAAACACCUCUUGUCAUUGAUGAAGAGAAAGAUUCUGCAGUGGAACGUGUGGCUGAUGCUGUCACUGAGGUCCCUCCAGAGGAGGUGGCCCUGCCUCCAGCUCCAGAAGAGAGGAUUAUGGAUCUGGUUUUAGGAAAGAUGCCCAGCACCACAAACAGCAUCAGUUCAGUGACAAAUAGGUUUGCUCAUCACCAAAACACCAUGUCCCUCAAAAGAAGUUUAAUUCUCUCCAGUAGACACGGGAUUCGGCGGAAGCUCAUAAAGCAGCUGGGGGAGCACAAGAGGGUCUAUCAGUGCAGCAUCUGCAGUAAGAUCUUCCAGAACAGCAGCAACCUCAGCAGGCACAUCCGUUCUCACGGUGACAAACUGUUUAAAUGUGAGGAAUGUGCAAAGCUGUUCAGCAGGAAGGAGAGCUUGAAGCAGCACGUUUCAUACAAGCACAGCAGGAAUGAAGUGGACAGUGAGUACAGAUACAAGUGCACCACGUGUGAAAAGGCCUUUCGGAUAGAGAGUGCAUUGGAAUUCCACAACUGCAGGACAGAUGACAAGACAUUCCAGUGUGAGAUGUGUUUCAGAUUCUUCUCUACAAACAGCAACCUUUCAAAACACAAGAAAAAGCACGGAGAUAAGAAGUUUGCAUGUGAGAUCUGCAAUAAGAUGUUUUACAGGAAGGAUGUCAUGCUGGACCAUCAAAGGCGGCACUUGGAAGGGGUGAGGCGUGUGAAGAGAGAAGACUUUGAGCACAGCACGGAGAACAUGGUUCGCUACAAGAAGGAGCCCUCGGGGUGCCCCGUGUGUGGGAAGGUGUUUUCAUGUAGGAGCAAUAUGAACAAACACCUUCUAACACAUGGAGACAAGAAAUACACGUGUGAGAUCUGUGGACGGAAAUUUUUCAGGGUGGAUGUGUUGAGAGAUCAUAUUCAUGUCCAUUUUAAGGACAUAGCCCUAAUGGAUGAUCACCAGAGGGAAGAGUUCAUUGGUAAAAUUGGAAUCUCAUCAGAGGAAAACGACGACAACUCUGAUGAAAGUGCAGAUUCAGAGCCUCACAAGUAUAGCUGCAAAAGGUGCCAGCUGACCUUUGGCAGAGGGAAGGAGUACCUGAAGCACAUCAUGGACGUGCACAAGGAGAAGGGUUACGGCUGCAGCAUCUGCAACCGGCGCUUCGCCUUGAAGGCCACGUACCACGCGCACAUGGUCAUCCACAGGGAGAACCUGCCCGACCCCAACGUGCAGAAAUACAUCCAUCCAUGUGAAAUCUGUGGGAGGAUUUUUAACAGUAUAGGAAAUCUGGAAAGACAUAAGCUUAUACAUACAGGUGUAAAAAGUCAUGCUUGUGAGCAAUGUGGCAAAUCAUUUGCUAGAAAAGACAUGUUAAAAGAACAUAUGCGAGUCCAUGAUAAUAUCCGAGAAUACUUGUGUGCAGAGUGUGGCAAAGGAAUGAAGACAAAACAUGCCCUUCGUCACCACAUGAAGCUUCACAAAGGGAUCAAGGAAUAUGAGUGCAAGGAAUGUCACCGAAAAUUUGCACAGAAAGUCAACAUGCUGAAGCACUACAAGAGACACACAGGAAUCAAAGAUUUCAUGUGUGAGCUCUGUGGCAAGACAUUCAGUGAGAGAAAUACAAUGGAGACUCACAAGCUGAUUCAUACAGUAGGAAAACAGUGGACGUGUUCAGUGUGUGAUAAGAAGUAUGUCACUGAUUACAUGCUGCAGAAGCACAUCCAGCUCACCCAUGACAAGGUGGAAGCCCAGAGCUGUCAGCUGUGUGGGACAAAGGUUUCUACCAGGGCGUCCAUGAGUCGACACAUGAGGCGUAAACACCCAGAGAUUCUUUCAGUCAGGAUUGAUGAUUUAGAGCCACUGCCAGAGACCACGACCAUUGAUGCCUCUUCAAUUGGGAUUGUUCAGCCGGAAUUAGCCUUGGAACAGAGUGAGCUACCAGAAGGGAAGCAGCACAUAAAAGCUCCUAAACGUGGCCAGAAACAAAAACAAAAAUCAGGUGAGGAGGAGGAAGCUCAAGUGCCUGAGGACCCUGCCUUCAGUGAAUACACAGAGAAGGAAGGUGAAUUCACAGGGAAUGUUGGAGAUGAGACUAAUUCAGCUGUACAGAGCAUCCAACAGGUGGUGGUGACCCUCAGCGACCCAAACGUCACAGCCCCCUCCAGCUCCGUGGGGCUCACCAACAUCACCGUGACCCCCAUCACCACGGCAGCUGGCACCCAGUUCACCAACCUGCAGCCCGUGGCCGUGAGCCACCUGAGCACCCCUGAGCGGCAGCUGCAGCUGGACAACUCCAUCCUGACGGUCACCUUCGACACGGUCAGCGGCUCGGCCAUGCUGCACAACCGCCAGACUGACAUUGCGCUCCCGCCGCAGCCCGAGGCGCCCAACCCCCAGUCCGUGGCUCAUUUCAUAAACCUGACCACCCUGGUGAACUCCAUUGCUCCCCUGGGCAACCAGAUCCCAGAUCAGCACCCCCUGAGCUGGAGGUCAGUGCCUCAGACUGAUGUGCUGCAGCCCCCGGCGCCGCAGCAGCCGCAGCAGCCGGGCCAGCAGCCGGUGCAGACAGAGCAGCAGCAGCAGCAGAUGUACAGCUACUAA